Messenger RNA from Hippoglossus stenolepis (Pacific halibut), 10440 nucleotides. Its product is annotated as apolipoprotein B-100. The record is from RefSeq and is a predicted model, not a curated record. Gene Ontology annotation, molecular function: low-density lipoprotein particle receptor binding; cholesterol transfer activity. Gene Ontology annotation, cellular component: low-density lipoprotein particle; very-low-density lipoprotein particle; mature chylomicron. NCBI's taxonomy places the organism in Eukaryota, Metazoa, Chordata, Actinopteri, Pleuronectiformes, Pleuronectidae. Gene Ontology annotation, biological process: lipoprotein transport; triglyceride mobilization; cholesterol homeostasis.
AUGUGGGACUCCAAGCUCUGCCUUUCCGUUCUCCUUAUCACGAUUACCUCAAGUUUAAACCAGAGGUACAAACCCUACCACAAAUAUGAAUACCUGUACAAAGCGGAGUCCUUGAAUGCUAUCAAUGGUGCAUCACAUCUCAAGAAUGGACCUAUGGCCACUUGCAAGGUUGAAAUCGAAGUUCCUCAGACUUGUAGUUUCACUGUCUGUGACCACUACAGCUUGAGUGAAGUGGUUAACAUGGAUGUAGAGGGAAACCCUGUGUUCAGUCCCACGUCCAGCUCCCACAACUUUGCUGCUGAAAUGGAGAGAUAUCCUCUGAAGGUUGUGGUUGAGGGUGUAUAUGAUGUGAGAGUUUACCCUGAAGAUGGUGAGACAACAACCAUUCUGAAUGUCAAGAGAGGCAUUAUCUCUGCCCUGGCUGUUCCUCUGGUAGAAGAAGACAAGAACAAGAACAUGCCCACUAUCCACGGCAUGUGCAAGACCCAUUCCUCCAUCACCUCUACAGAGGACAGCACAACUGGCAUAAGCCUCACCAGGGAUCUGUCCACAUGUGACAAAUUUGUCCCAAUGAGAGAUCACACCAGUCCUCUGGCACUUAUCUCUGGCAUGCACUACCCUCGCCAGUUGGUCAGAAGCUCCCAGACAUGUAAUUACAACUUUGACAAUGAGAAGAAACACAUGACCUCUGGGUCCUGCACUGAGAACCACAUCCUCAUUCCCUUCUCACACAAGGGAGAAUACGGAGUUACCAACGUUGGAAAGCAAGAACUGACUCUGGUUCAGGUUUCUCCUCACAAUGACAGAGUUUUCGACCACAGUGGCAUCGUCAAGGGUCUUCACAUGGAAGCUGUCCAGGACAAGAGUGCUGUCCAGGAUAAAGAUGCAGGUCUGAACCUCCUGAGAGAACUGGCCAAUCUGCCCGGUAAUGGUGAGAGAUACCACCUCUCUUGCAAGCUUGCUACCAUGGUCCGUGGAAUGGGAAGGCUUACACUGAGUCCCGCCAUUCCAGAGGCUCUUGAAGUGUCCCGUGUCCUGACCUACCAGGUUCUGGCCCAGUGUGGAACCCCUGAGUGCAGCAGUGCCAUCAUGCAGAUCCUCAGGACCUUCGACAGCUCUGCAGUCGAGGUUGAUGCUGCUGUGUUUGCUCUGGGACUCGUGUCCAAUCCCUCUGCCCUCCUGAUCAAUGACAUGCUCGAGAUGGCCAAAUACAAGACCAGCAAGCCCAUCCUGUAUGCCCUGAGCAAUAUCGUCAAGAGGUUCUACAAGGCUGAAGGAAAACUGACCCCUGAGAUUUACUCUGUGGCUGAAUUCAUGGCUUCUCAGUUGGGCGACUGCUCCGGUGACCAGGAGACCACUUUCCUGCGAUUAUAGGUUCUUGGAAACAUGGCUCCAGCCAUGUCCCCUGCUAGUCCUGCACUGAGAGCCGCUGUGAUGCAGUGUGUGAACAAACCUGAGGCUUCUCUGGCUGUGCAGCAGGCUGCCAUCCAAGUGUUCAGGCUGAUUCCCGUCCCAGAGGAGGGUAGAGAGAUUCUCAUGCAGGUGCUUCUGGACGGUACCAGCCCCUUGCAAAAGCGUCUGGCUGCGUAUCUGGUACUUAUGAAGAACCCUCUCACUUCCAGUGGGAAUUGGCUCAGCUUGUGUGAUGCCCUGCCCAUUGAACAAGACUAACAAGCCAAGAGUUUGCCAUUCUCAUCACUAACAUUUCUGGCCUAACUGAUCCUGAGUGUGACCCAGAGAGGACUGAGACAGAAGAUCCGUCAUGCCCUGCAGGGUAAUGAGCUUGGAGCCACUAUGGACCCCACCAAGUUCUCUCGCAACUACAAGAUGGGAUCUGCAGAGGGAAACAUGAUCUUUGAGGGUACCAGCUAUCUGCCCAAGGAAGUCAUGCUUGAGAUGACUCUCAAGGUUGGCUAUGAUAUGGACAUGAUUGAGUUUGGUAUGGAGGGCAAAGGAUUUGAGCCAACAGUUGAAGCCCUGUUUGGACAGAAUGGAUUCUUCCCUGACACUGCCAUGAAGACAAUGUUCUUUGUAUCUGAAAACAUGCCAUUGAAAGUCAGUGAGAUGAUGCAGACCAUAAUGCCUGCCCUGAAGAAGGACAGGAUGAAGAGACAGGCCACCCAGGACUUUGUGAGACAGAUCGGAAGCAACCUGAACAAACUGGUGGGUGAACUGAAGACUGCUGAGUCUCCUGAGGCCAUGGUUUACAUGAGACUUCUGGGAAAUGAGCUGGGAUAUCUGAAGACCAAGGAAAUAGAGGAGAUGGCCUACUCUGCUACAAUGAUGAUCGACAGCAUGUUGAGGAUGUUCCCUGGUGAUCUAAUGAAGGCGUUGAUGACCAAGACUGACAAUACAAUCUUUGCCCACUACAUCUUCAUGGACAAUGAAUUCUUCCUGCCCACUUAACUUCAGAAAGCCUUGAUGGUAGUAAUUGUCUGUACCUUUCACUUGGCAUUGGAUGGUGGACUUCAGAUUGCUCGUGAUAUGAGUGAAGUUGCAUUCAUGCCCUCUGCUGGCAUUGAGUUUGUAACCUGUGGGUUGGAUCCUACAUCCCUUGAAUAUGUCGACCUGGGAUUAGAGAUGGCUACUCAACAUCUUCACUUAGAAGUGACUUGUAGUGCCAAGAUCUCCAUGGGACAUGAAUCAGUCAAGCUGACCAUCCCUGCACCAGUGAAUCCUACAAAGCUCUUCAAAAUGAUUUGGGUUUAUGCAGAUAUUGAUCGAUCAGAGGUAUGAUGACCAUCUCAAACAGUGAUGGACAAGGUUGAUGUGAGUGAGUGCACUCCUUUCUUCGCUGGAAUGAAAUACUGCACCGCUCUGCAGUACACUGAUGCUUCCUCUCAAGAGACAACCCCCUACUUCCCCUUCACUGGAGACAGCAAAUUUGCUGUGGAGCUCCACUUAUCCAUGGUCACUGAGUACAUAGCCACUGUUGCUCACAGCCACAGGGAGGGAGAAGAGGCAGGCAGAAGGUCGACUGUGAAGCCUACUGUGAGAGCUAACAAGUUGCAGCCGUAGCACGCCAGCUACAACAGAAGGAGAAAUGUCGUCACAGCUGACUUACAGAUCCCCGACUACGAUGUAGAGGCUGGACUCAGGCUGGGUGUUGUUGAUGGAAACACCAAGGGCAAAGGAACUCAUUCAAUCUCUGACUUGGCUGUCAGCAACAUCCUCAGUUUCCCUGGUUGGCUGCAAGUGAAGUACGCAAAAAAAGUCCAGCUUCUUGUCCCCUCACUCAAUGCUGAUGCCACUGUCACAGCUAACAUAAGGCAGUAGCAUCUUGAGCCGGAGCUUGAGAGUGAAGUCAAAGUAAUAGCUGCCUCUAAGCAGAAGGCCCAGAUGAAAUAUGACCACCGCGCGCGGGGCCGACACGCCGGCAUGGCUGGCAACCAGCCGCCCGACGCAGCGUGGCAGGCAGACAUGAAUGUCCGUCACAUCUUCCAGAAGUUUGGCGAGGCUGCGAACAACUACAUGGACAAAUAUGGUGCUGACCUCCCUUACAUUCAGAAUGUCAGAGUACCUGAUAUGCCUGCGAUUUCUCUGCCAGAGACAUUGUUCCUGAAUACUGAGGCUAAGGCUUCGUACUACUUCAACAAUGAGCACUUCACCGUCACUAUCCCUCUUCCUCUCGGAGGAAAGACCACAGAGGAGCUUCACUUCCCAGCAGCUCUGACCACACCUAGCCUGUCUCUACCUCAGUUCGCCGAGAUUGUCUCCAUGGAGAUUCCAAUCCCAGACCUUGUUGUGCCCAAGCGUCUUGCUCUGUCUAUUCCUCUUUUUGGCAAAAGCUGGAAGUUUCGGUUCCUGAUGAAGAGUAACUAUGAUGCAGAGGCUCGCAAUUUUCACAGCAAAGACAUGGAAACACCGGGCUACCAGCUAAGCUUGACGAAAGGAACAUCCCCAAUUGACGUCCUGUCAAUAAAGAUUGAAGGCUUGUGGAAAUGGAUGACCACUGAUUCCAUUAACGCUCAACUGAAAAGCUCUUUGGUCCAUAAAUUCCUUGAAGCCAGUGUUAGCAUAACUGAAGAUGCAACCUUCACUGACAAAAUCAAUUUGAAAUCAAGCAGCAAGAUUGAAGCCACAAGUCCAUUUGGUCUCAAUGUUGCACUAGAGCACACAGGCAUGACUGGAUUCAACACUGAAGAAAUCUCUGCUGAUAACAAGUUUGAUGUAAUCUUCAAGGCUGGACCCAUGUAUGGCAAAACCAUCUCCACCCAGUCAUUCACCAUCUUCCCAUUCAGGGCGGUGAAGCAAAGCUGAUCUCACCAUCCAGGGAUUGACUCUACAGUUAUCAAUGCUCAGAACACAAUUGCAGCAUCCCUUGCCAAUGGUGAAUUCUCACUUGUGUCUAACACCAAUGCCUUUGAAAACCUCUUGACACAUGUUGGUGAGCUUUCCUUCAAAGAAAGCAAGCUGUCAUUGAAAGGUGAUGCCAUUGUCCUUGCUCUUGGCAUGAAGAUCCGCAACCAGGCUGAAGCCCUCAUUGGUGGUGUGAAGUCAUUGGCCAGGUUUGAGACAAAUGCCGACUGUAAUAAAAACCGUGUUCACUCUCUGCUGACUGCCACUCUUGAUGUCAAUGGUCUGGCUGUAAACAGCAUGCUAUUACUGAAACUUCUAGAGAAUGAGAGGUGUCAUUCACAAGGCUGUUCUAAGGUAAAUAAGGAUUUCUGUUUGACUAUUAUGAAUAAACACCCGGCAGAGCCCUGGUUCCUAGAAAACACCUUCAAUGCUGAGCUUGAUGCUUCCAGAGCUACUUUAUCUAUUAACAACAAGGCUGCAAUGAGUGAUAUCAAGGUUGACAAUGCAAACACUCUCGUAAUUAGUCUUUCUAGCCUAGACUUCAACUCCAAGGCUGAAGCCACAGCAAGCGAGUAUGCCUCUUACACUCAUGAUAUCCUCAUCAACAUGAAACCCUACACCGCUUCAGCAAAUGUUAAUAACAACCUGAGACUUCUGGCUGCCAACUUCAUUAAUGAGGCUCAGCUGCAGGCAGAGUUGUACAAGAUGGACCUGACCGGAAGCCUGAAAGCCAUCUAUGGUGAGGAAGAGAUCAAGCACAUCUAUCAGGUGAAUUAUGCUGAUAUGAUCACAAUGCAAAAGUGUAAAUCAAAUGGAAAACUUUGGAAACCUAUACGAAUCCAGAACACUGAGCUGGAAGUUGCUGGUCUUAAGGCCAGGCUCAACGAUGCCUGUUUAACUCAAGUAGCCAAUGCGCUCGAUCACACCAUCCGCUGCAGCGUUGUCUUUGAUUUCAACCUUGAUGCUGUCGUCAACGCUGAUGGAGACAUCAAGCAUGGUGCCACAAGUGCCCAGCCUCUAUGGCCCUGAGUUCAACUCUGGCUUUUGCUUAGCCCACAGUGCAGAUAAUCUUAACUCCAGCAGUUAGAUACUGGCUUUUCCCUUGAGACCACAUUUGACAACAAAAUACACUGUUCUGUCACCCAAGAGCAGAAGAUAGUUUUAGAAAUGAAAUCUAAAUGAAUGAGCAAGGUCUUCAAUCAGGAUAUGAGUGUGUACAAUACUCCUGAGAGAACUGGAAUUCAGUUCUGCACCAUCCUCACAAACAUCAUCAACAUAGAUUCUGCAGACAACCAGGAAUUCACCGUUGCUGGCUUCCUCAAGUACGACAAGAACACAGACUGUCAUAUCAUUCAGAUCCCUCUUUUUAACAAUCUCCCUGCCCUCUUGGAAAGUAUGAAAGGCUUCGUCGUGUAUGUUGCUGAGACACUGCAAGACUGCAUCAACAACGAGGAGAUAAAGGCUAAACUUGAGGCUCUUCCCCAGCAUGUAAAAUUUAUGCAAAUCUUCGAGGAUUCUAUCAACUAUUUAAAAUCAACUGAGAUUCAGGAUGUAGUUAUCCAGUUAAAAGACUACCUCCUUAUUAUUGAGGAGAACCUGAAGUCAUUUGAUUAUAAUGACUUUGUGGAUUAUGUCAAUCAAAUUAUUGCCAAGUACACAUCUCAUGUGAACGAUCUGCUCAGGUCUCUUGAAAUCCCCCAGAAGCUUGAGGCAACUACAGAUCUAGCCAAUUUUGUCUUAUCGUCUCUUAGAGGCUCCGUGGAACAACUGAGAGAAAUUAAUAUUUCAGAAAGUGUGAAAGCUGUUCGAGAUGUCAUUGACCAGGUUGUUCUUGAUAAUCUGAAAGUUUUUGCAGAAGUUAUAAAACAGAGAAUUUCAAACCUGGAUGUCAAUGCUGAAAUUGCUUCUUAUCUGCAGUUGGCAAGUAAGAGUUAUACUGACCUCCUAAUCUUUGCCACUGAGACGUUCACCAAUAUGGUUGAGAUCUUUAAGAGGCUGGCACCUGACCAAAAGAUUGUCAGCGAGCUUUUGCAAAUCAUUGAUGGGCUCAUUACAGAACUGAAGAAAGCCCAGCUAAACAUAGCAUCCUUCAGAAUUCCUCUCACUGAUCUUGUCGUGCCUUCCAAGACAUUCACCAUGAGUGAUCUUCACCAGUUUGAAAUACCAACAGAGCUGAACAUCCCAGAGUUCACCAUCUUGGGGUUGCAUACCGUGCAAGCGACAACCAUCUCAAUGAAUGACAUAAAACAGAGGCUCAUUGCCUUGAUCGAUUUCAUCCUGAAUUUUGAGAUGACAAUGUUUGAUGUUGAUGCUUUAAUUGGAGACCUGAAUAUGAACUACCUUCCUUCCAUUCCUGAAUAUUCACUCCCUGUGAUCACUUUACCCGAGUUCUCAUUUCCUCUUCUGCCUGUUUUUCCGGCAGACAAACUUAUCAAAACUCUCCAAUUCCCGACAAGUAAGCUGCCAUUAAUUCCCAGUGACAUCACAAUUCCAGGCUUUGGUAAACUAAGUUUUGAGAUUAAAGUGAAUACCCCCAUCUACUCCAUUAGGAAUGCUGCUGAGGUUCAAACCUCUCUUGACAUAAAUGAGACUCCUCAGCUUACAGCCUUUGCGACUUCCCAAGGGACAUCACUCAGUCUUGAAAUCCUUAACUUCAACCUGGAUUCCACUGCUCGCAUUGUUGUUCCCAAGGAUCAGCUGAUUGCUGCUGAGACCCUUAAAUUCACUCAUGCUUUUCUUGCAGUGGACCAUCAUGCAUCUGUAACAUUUUCUGACUCCUCAGCCCAGGCGUCAGCCAAAACCACAGUAAAGGCCACAACAGCACAUUACAAUGCUGAGCUUUUAAAUGAAGCUUACUUAGCCACCAAGGGUGGUUUAUCAGCCAGUACUGACACAUCCUAUAAACAUGUUCUCAGCCUCCCUCUCAUCGACCUCACGAGUGAGACAUCUGUUACACAAAAAUGUGUGGCCCGUCAGGAAGGCACAUCAGUGACAAUAACUGUUGGAAACCAGGGCACUACCACCUUGAACUCUCACGACAACACUCAUAAGAGUGACGUGGAAGUCACAAUCAAUCCAAGUACGUUCAUGCUCACCUUAAGUAGUGACACAGAUACAUUCCUUCUGAAGAUGAAACAGACCAUGAAUGUUGACUUUCUCAUAUUCAGCUAUUUCAAGUCUGAUUUUCGUUCUGAAGUAGAAGGCUCCACGAUAAAAAACAGCAUUUUGGUGGGAUCAGUAAAUGCCAAUCUUCAUGACAUGAAACUUGAACUGAAGGCUACUCAGACUACAGAUCUAACUGGUUUUGUCAGUGGAUCCUUCAACAAUGUGAUUGAUGUUGUUGUUGGUACCAGGGAGGUUGUGUUUAUCUUUCAGAAUAACGGAAACACGCAGCUCAGUUUAAAUGAUGCACUUACUGCCAAGAUCGAUCUGCAGAAUGAUUACUCAGCAACCUUCAGGCCUGACAAACAACAUAUGAACACUGUGGCUCUGGCCCGUCUUAAUCAGCACAAAUUAUUCUGGAACUUCUCUAUGGAGAACAAUGAGAGGGAGUUUGUCGUUCUUACUGCUGUAAAAGGGGAAGCAGACAUUGCUUUUCUGACUAAGCCCCUCAGUAUUCCUGAGAUUGAUAUUCCAUUUGUUGACUUCCAUACCCCAGCGAUUAGCGAUCUUGACUUGUAUGAACAAACUGGACUGAAAAACAUUCUAACUACCACUGAGCAGACUAUUGAUUUCAACGCCAAGAUUGUUUACCAAAGAAGCCAAGUAGGCCCCUUGGUCGAUAUGAUGGGUCUAAUCUACAUUCCCUCAGUGGGUAACUUGAUCACAGAACUGUCCUUCAAGUCUGACAUUAUCAAUCUGAAUGCCAAUGCUGGAUUUUAUGCUGACGAUGACUUUGUCUUCCGUCUGGGAGCUACCACAGUCUCUGAGUUUGAGGUUCUAAAAGCCAAACUUGAUGGCACCACCAGUCUGACCACCAAGACAGGACUCAAGUUGGCCAACUCCCUGUCCCUUGAACAUCAUCACAUUGAAGGCACUCAUGACAGCUCCAUCACUGUGAGCACUGAAACUUUUGAACCUGCCGUCUCUGUGGCUACUAUUGCAAAGAUUUCCCUGCCCAUUCUCCAUCUGGAGGCAAACCAAAAUCUGGUUGCAGACACCAAAACCAAAGCAAAUGCUGUCUCCACCUUGAGGGUGAAGGCUGAUUUCAACAUCCCCACAAUCAAGGCUGUUGGAAAGGCAGAGGUUGACCACAGUCUGAAGCUGGAAGGAGCUUUUGAGUACAUCUCCAUGGAGUCAUCCACCAGAGCAAACAUGGAUGGAACAGUGCUUGAGGAUAUUCUACUUGUGGGAAUCCUUGAUAAUGAGUUCAAUCUGUACCUGAAUAGUGAUGGCCUUCGCUCCACCUCCAAGAUUAUUGCUGAUGCCAAACUUAACUAUGGCACCGACAAACUCUUUGGCCUGGAUGUAAAUGAAAAUCUUGCCGUUGAAGCCUCCCUGAGCCGAGUGUAUGCAGUGCUGAAGUAUACUAGCAACAAUGAGGCAAACCUGUUCAGUUUCAACACCAAUGGGAAGCACGUUGCCCAGGCAACCAUUGACUUUGCGCCAGGGUCUUCCUUGAUUGCCGAUAUUGAGAUCGAUAUCUCUCAGCCCAGCAGUCUGGGUGAGCUGACCAUCUUUGAGAAAACUGUUGCUGAAGUAACAGCUGACAAGCAGAAGAUCUCUACCAACACCAAGUUCAUCAGCCCCUUGUACAGCACAAACCUGGCAGCAGAAGUCGAGGGCAAUGCUCCUGUCUUCAAAAUCACCUUUAAGUCCUCUGCCACCUCUGUGAUUGUCUUCUUGGAAUACGACCUGGAUUCUUCCAUUACCUUAACCUUUGAAAAUGCUGGCCUAAUUCUGAAUGGAAAGUGUGUUUUCAUCCAUACCGACCUGACAGUGAACCUUCAAAAUGGUUUUUCCCAGACACUGAGUGACUCCCAUUUCAUACUGGAUGUGGACAUUACCAGCGCUGCCUUCACUGAUGUGAACUUGCGCUUUGCUGUUCUCAAAGAUGGGACCAGUGCCACAAUUUCUAUUCCAUCUACAGGCCUCUUGGGUCUUAUGUUCCAUGGCAGAGUCCCGUCCCAGAUGAAUGCCAGGUUUUAUGGUCGCUAUGCUUCUGAUCCUGGGAACGACGUUGAACUUCUCACCAUCAGAGCUUCAAUCAAGGAUGCUGAAAAAAUGAAUCUUAAGCUGUCCCUCAACAUGGAUGCCCCAGACAUUAUGCUGAGGGGUCUGCAGGAAAAACUUCCCGCCAUCACUUCUUGUUUGUCUAACUUUGCUGAGAAAUACCAGCUGUUCAGUCAUGCUGCUCAGUUGAAGAAUAAUAUUAUUUACUACACUGAGGAAGCCCACAACAUUGCAAGCCACACCCCACAUAUGAGCCAGGUGUCUAUUCUCUUUAGGAACACUGUUGCUCAGUACCAGAAGACCAUACAGAUGUUCUUGGACGCAACCAUCAGGUUCUUGAGAGAGACCCGAGUCAAACUGCCUGGGUCGGACAGGGUAACCACUGUCAUUGAAGUGCUCAACAACCUGAAUGACAAAAUUACUUCUAUGCUAGAGAGGGCGAUGCACCGUGUUGCUGUUAAUGCAGAAUACGCUUCUGAUGUCAUGAUUGGCAUGGUCAGUAAAAUUCAGGUCACUAUGCCCGUUCGGGAUGUCAUGGCUGGAGCCAAAAUACUUGAGCAGAUGAGGGACAGAAUGAAGACGAUGUCUAAUCCUAUUCUGGAUCUUUUGAAGCACCUACAGAAUGUAGACAUUGUCCUGGAAAAACUGGGAGACACCCUAAAAGAUGUUGUGGUCAAAGCUCAGGACUUUGUUGACAACAGCCUAACGUCGGACGGCCUUGAUUCCAUUGCUGUCUACAUUAAUGCUCUCUAUGAGAAAUACGUGACAUUAAUGAAAACUAUCACCCAGUACGCGAACACAGCUGUGAACACCGAGUCUAUAAAAAGCAUGGUUGAUUACUUUCUGGAUAUUUUAAUAUCUGAAGUGAAUCAGUUUAAAUCCACUGUUACUGAUUAUCUUCAGGAUGCUCCCGCUCAGUACAAGAUGUACGUAAAAGUUAAGGGUUCAAGGCUUAUGAUUAAUCUUUGA